Molecule: messenger RNA, 552 nt
Organism: Trypanosoma theileri
Lineage: Eukaryota; Euglenozoa; Kinetoplastea; Trypanosomatida; Trypanosomatidae
Product: ATP synthase, epsilon chain
Exons: 1
Coding region: 1-552 (183 amino acids)
Biological process (GO): proton motive force-driven ATP synthesis
Molecular function (GO): proton-transporting ATP synthase activity, rotational mechanism
Source: RefSeq, a predicted model, not a curated record
AUGUUCCGCGUUUUUGGCCGACGCCUUGUUUCCCGUACACUGCCGUUACUUCAGCAGGUACCACAUACGUUGCCGGAGGGCUUUGAAUAUAUGGAACACAAAGUUGUAGAUAAGGAUAUCCAUGCUUCUCACGAAAAUCUUGAGACGUUACGCUUUACCCUUACCCGUCAGGAUGAGUUUUUGAUGCGUGAGGAUCCUGUUAAGUGUGUAACAGUAACUGGAGUUAAUGGCGAGUAUGGUAUCUAUCCUGGACAUGCCUACAAGAUUGUUCAACUUAUACCUUCCACAAUUACAGUGGAGUACACUGAUGGGAAAACGCAAAAAUUCUUCGUCAGUGGGGGAUUUGCGCACAUUAAUAAUGAGGGAUCUUGUGAUGUGAAUACAGUUGAGUGCAUCCCGAUCGAGGAGCUUGAUCUCGCCGCUGCCGAAGGUGCACUCGCUGCACAACAGGCUUCUUUAGGCUCAGCGAAGGAUGAAAAGGCCAAGGCGGUUAUUGAAAUUCGCAUAUCUGUUUUGGAGUCUAUUAUUUCUGCAUUGAAACAUCACCAUUAG